This is a messenger RNA of Oncorhynchus masou masou (cherry salmon), 5726 nucleotides long. RefSeq names its product EH-domain containing 2b (gene ehd2b). Gene Ontology annotation, cellular component: plasma membrane; cytoplasm. The record is from RefSeq and is a predicted model, not a curated record. Gene Ontology annotation, molecular function: calcium ion binding; GTP binding; protein binding. The transcript has 8 exons. Gene Ontology annotation, biological process: endosomal transport; endocytosis. The coding region runs from base 966 to 2597 and encodes 543 amino acids. Lineage: Eukaryota; Metazoa; Chordata; Actinopteri; Salmoniformes; Salmonidae.
UUUUUCCCCAGCUCUAAACAGUAGAGAUUCAGGGUUAGUCCCAGAGUUUUGCUUGGCAUCGCUGGGAGAGGAGGUGCAUUGAAAGAAGAGAGAGAGAGAGAGAGGGAGAAAGGUGUAGUCAGUGUGUCCCUGUCUUCCUCCAGCUAGCAGAGAGAGGACCCCUUCAUCUGAAACAUAUUCAACUCUGGAGAGAAACCAUCCCACGGACUGACAGGCUUCUGGUUGCCCUUACCUCACAGGAGCACACUGAGUAGCUGGUAUUUACUGACAGUAGAGAGAGAGAGAGAGCACCCCCCUGAGUAGCUGGUAUUUACUGACAGUAGAGAGAGAGAGAGAGCACCCUCUUGAGUAGCUGGUAUUUACUGACAGUAGAGAGAGAGAGCACCCUCCUGAGUAGCUGGUAUUUACUGACAGUAGAGAGAGAGAGCACCCUCUUGAGUAGCUGGUAUUUACUGACAGUAGAGAGAGAGAGCACCCUCUUGAGUAGCUGGUAUUUACUGACAGUAGAGAGAGAGAGCACCCUCUUGAGUAGCUGGUAUUUACUGACAGUAGAGAGAGAGAGCACCCUCUUGAGUAGCUGGUAUUUACUGACAGUAGAGCAUUCUACAACCUCCUGUAGGGAGGAGACGUUUCUCCCAUCUUCGCCAGAAGUCUUUUGAAGGAGUCAGAGUGGUGACUGAUAGGAGAGGGAAGACGUCAGACCAGAGCUUUAACGACAUAAAACAGACCGUACAGUAACAUCCAGUACCAUCCUCGAAGAGGCCCGGCUGACGAAGAGGUCUCAGAGGAGAAGAGUUCACAUUAAAACACAGGAAACACCUGAAAACGCUCCCAGGUUCACCUUCAAGAAACACAGACACAGGUAGUUUACAGAACUCCCUCACAUUCCUCAAAGGUAGAUCAUUUCCUCUUGAAGGACAACAAUCAACCAAUCAGCCAAUCAUUCAGCCAGUCAGCCAAUCAGGAUGUCUCGUUGGGGCCGUAAGGAUGUGAAGAAGACUCCUGAGGUGAUCAGGACGGUAACAGAGGGGCUGAAGUCUCUGUACCGUCAGAAGCUCCUCCCCCUGGAGCAGUACUACGGUUUCCAUGACUUCCACUCCCCCUCUCUGGAGGACGCAGACUUUGACAACAAACCCAUGGUGCUGGUGGUGGGGCAGUACUCCACUGGCAAGACUACAUUCAUCAAGUAUCUGUUGGAGCAGGAUAUCCCAGGAAGCAGGAUAGGCCCAGAGCCCACCACCGACAGUUUCACAGCCAUCAUGCACGGUGAGGUAGAAGGGGUGAUCCCGGGCAACGCUCUCAUCGUUGACCCCAACAAACCUUUUCGCAAGCUCAACCCCUUCGGAAACACCUUCCUCAACAGGUUCCAGUGUGCCCAGCUGCCCAAUCAGGUCCUGGAGAGCAUCAGCAUCAUCGACACACCGGGGAUCCUGUCAGGAGCGAAGCAGAGGGUGAGCCGAGGCUAUGACUUCCCAGCGGUGCUACGUUGGUUUGCGGAGCGCGUUGACCGUAUCAUCCUCCUGUUCGACGCCCACAAGUUGGAGAUCAGUGAUGAGUUCUCCGAGGCCAUCGGAGCGCUGCGUGGUAACGAGGACAAACUGCGCGUCGUCCUGAACAAGGCUGACAUGGUGGGAACACAACAGCUGAUGAGGAUCUACGGAGCUCUAAUGUGGUCUCUGGGCAAGGUGUUCAACACUCCAGAGGUCUUGAGGGUGUAUAUCGGGUCGUUCUGGUCCGAGCCGCUGCUGGUCCCUGAUAACCGUCGUCUGUUUGAGCUGGAAGAGGAAGAUCUGUUUAGUGACAUCCAGAACCUUCCUCAUAACGCAGCCCUCAGGAAACUCAACGACCUGGUGAAGAGGGCACGACUGGUCAGGGUGCAUGCCCACAUCAUCAGCUAUCUAAAGAAGGAAAUGCCAACCUUCAGGAAGGACAAAAUGAAGAAGAACCUGAUCUACCAGCUUCCUGUCAUCUUCUCCAAGAUCCAGCUGCAGCACCAUAUCUCUGCUGGGGACUUCCCUGACUGCGCCAAGAUGCAGGAGCAACUGUUGAUCCAUGACUUCACUAAGUUCAAGCCCCUGAAGCCGUCCCUGAUGGCCGCUCUGGACGAGCUGCUGGCGUCCGACAUCGCCAAGCUCAUGCCCCUGCUACGCCAGGAGGAGAUUGACGCGGGGGUGCAACCAGGGGUGCAGGGGGGGGCCUUCCUGGGAACCCGCGCCGGGCCCUUCGUGGAGAACGACCCAUUCGGAGAGGUGGAAAAUGGGGGGGAGGAAGGCGAGGAAGAGGGCGAGAUGGCCUGGGUCGUGACCAAGGACAAGCCCAAAUACGACGAGAUCUUCUACAACCUGGCGCCCAACGAGGGCAAGCUGAGUGGCACCAAGGCCAAGGACUGGAUGGUGAGCACCCGGCUGCCAAACUCCGUCCUGGGGAGGAUCUGGAAGCUGUCGGAUGUGGACCGAGAUGGCAUGCUGGAUGACGAGGAGUUUGCCCUGGCCAGCCACCUGAUCGAGGUGAAGUUAGAGGGGCAUGGUCUGCCCCCCGAACUGCCCGCCCGUCUGGUGCCCCCUUCCAAGCGCAGAAUGAAAGGAUCAGAUAUAUAGAGACUAUUACAUCAACCCACCCUGUGGAGCUGACAGUACAGCCCUCUGACGGCUGACACACACGCUACUGCCCCCCCACGUUGUCCUCUUGUCUCCUUGUCUUUAUGUCUGUCAGCCCCUGGGUGCAUCUCGAUAGUCUAAGUUAAGCCCCUGGGUGCAUCUCGAUAGUCUAAGUUAAGCCCCUGGGUGCAUCUCGAUAGUCUAAGUUAAGCCCCUGGGUGCAUCUCGAUAGUCUAAGUUAAGCCCCUGGGUGCAUCUCGAUAGUCUAAGUUAAGCCCCUGGGUGCAUCUCGAUAGUCUAAGUUAAGCCCCUGGGUGCAUCUCGAUAGUCUAAGUUAAGCCCCUGGGUGCAUCUCGAUAGUCUAAGUUAAGCCCCUGGGUGCAUCUCGAUAGUCUAAGUUAAGCCCCUGGGUGCAUCUCGAUAGUCUAAGUUAAGCCCCUGGGUGCAUCUCGAUAGUCUUAAGUUAAGCCCCUGGGUGCAUCUCGAUAGUCUUAAGUUAAGCCCCUGGGUGCAUCUCGAUAGUCUAAGGUAGCUUCCUCUGGUCUUUUCAUCUCUGGUCUUCGAGAGAGGGACAGGAAGAAAAGGCUUGACAGAGGCGCGGAGAUGAGACUCGAACCUCCCUCCCGUUGUCAUUUGUGGUCUGGAGUCCAGUGUGUCUCCAGUCUGGUUCCUUUCCCAUAGUGCAGAUGAAUGAAAGGAAAGGAGGAAGGGGAGAUACUUUACGCUAUUGAAAUGCACCCCAAUUUAGUCUUACUGGAUCAUGUGUUUUAGCUGAGCUGAGGUCAAAUAAAAGCUAGUGGCCCACACUGCUCUACUCUAUUAUACUAUCUUAUACUCUACUGCUCUACUAUAUUAUACUCUACUUCUCUACUCUAUUAUACUAUAUUAUACUCUACUUCUCUACUCUAUUAUACUAUAUUGUAAUCUACUAUACUCUACUGUACUCUACUCUAUUAUAUGCUACUGCACUAUGCCAAUCUACUCUACUACAUUCUACUCUACUCUCCUUCACUCCACUCCACUCUACUCUACUCCACUCUACUCUCCUACACUCUACUCUACUACACUCCACUCUCCUUCACUCCACUCUCCUUCACUCCACUCUACUCCACUACACUCUCCUUCACUCUACUCCACUACACUCUCCUACACUCCUCUACUACACUCCACUCUCAUUCACUCCACUCUACUCCACUACACUCUCCUACACUCCACUCCACUCUACUCCACUACACUCUCCUACACUCUACUCUACUCCACUCUACUCUACUACACCCUACUCUGCUCCACUCGAAUCUACUACAUUCUACUCUACUACACUCUACUAUCCUACUACACUCUACUACACUAUACCCCACUCUACUACACUUUACUCUACACUACACUCUACUACAUUCUACUCUACUACACUCCACUCUACUACAUUCUACUCUACUACAUUCUAGUCUACUACACUCCACUCUACUAAAUUCUACUCUACUACAUUCUACUCUACUACACUCCACUCUACUACAUUCUACUCUACUAAAUUCUACUCUACUACAUUCUAUUAUACUCCACUCCACUCUACUACACUCCACUCUACUACACUCCACUACACUCCACUCUACUACAUUCUACUCUACUACACUCCACUCUACUACAUUCUAGUCUACUACACUCCACUCUACUACAUUCUACUCUACUACAUUCUACUCUACUCUACUAAAUUCUACUCUACUACAUUCUACUCUACUACACUCCACUACAUUCUACUCUACUACAUUCUACUCUACACUCUACACUCUACUAUCCUACUACACUCUACUACACUAUACCCCACUCUACUACACUUUACUCUACACUCCACUCUACUACAUUCUACUCUACUCUACUCUACUAAAUUCUACUCUACUACAUUCUACUCUACUACACUCCACUACAUUCUACUCUACUACACUCCACUACAUUCUACUCUACUCUACUAAAUUCUACUCUACUACAUUCUACUCUACUACACUCCACUACAUUCUACUCUACUACACUCCACUACAUUCUACUCUACUACACUCCACUACAUUCUACUCUACUCUACUAAAUUCUACUCUACUACAUUCUACUCUACUACACUCCACUCUGAACACUACUUUCUCCAAACUAGCAGAACUCCUUAACCACACAUUCUCUUUCUAGAAGUCUUGCAUGUGUAUAUGUUAUAUUCUCACACAGAUGUUGUUAUGUCAGAAACGACAUUACAUUAUUAUAAAUCCUCACUAUCUCACAUCUACUGUUUAACUCAACAUUCUUUGGAUGACUGGGUCCACAGUGGCAUCACUGACUGACAAGUCCACUGUUAAGUACACACUGAUACGAUUACCGGCAUACAUGUAUCUGACUUACUCCGUACUAUAUUUGACUUGCUUUUACAUGGAGCUAUUUAGCAGGGAGUGUUUAAACAAAUAUAAACAGACUACUCAUAUACACACUAAUAUGAGUACACUAAUCUACACAUGUAUUUGAUAGACAGCUGGUGCUAUUAGCAACAGUAUGAAGCUUGUUUAGUCAUCUCUAUGUCUGUCUGUAGGGUACUGGUCUAACCAGGGACAUUACAGCAUUUCUAUAGUAUAGUUUUACAGUAACGUGCCAUCGCUUUACAGUAACGUGCCAUCGUUUUACAGUAACGUGCCAUAGUUUUACAGUAAAAUGCCAUAGUUUUACUGUAACGUGCCAUAGUUUUACUGUAACGUGCCAUAGUUUUACAGUAAUGUGCCAUAGUUUUACAGUAAUGUGCCAUAGUUUUACAGUAACGUGCCAUAGUUUUACAGUAACGUGCCAUUGUUUUACAGUAACUUGCCAUUGUUUUACAGUAACUUGCCAUUUUUCCUCGCAUACUUUUUUCUUUCUCUCAUGGCAAAAAAGAAUAAAUGUAUUUUUUGAUUCAUUAUAUAUAUUUUUUGCUGUUGAUUUUUGUAUGUACUGGACAAAGAACUGCCUUUGUUUGAAAUGAAUGUCACAUGCUAUGAGAACAGUGUUGUUCCCUAAAACAGUUUGGUUUGUUGAUCUAUUUUACUGACUACUGUACACAGCUAGCUUCACCAACUGCUAACCAUGUGUAUUAUUAUCACUGCCUAAUAAACGGUAUGAACUGUG